Molecule: messenger RNA, 123 nt
Organism: Colletotrichum costaricense
Lineage: Eukaryota; Fungi; Ascomycota; Sordariomycetes; Glomerellales; Glomerellaceae
Exons: 1
Coding region: 1-123 (40 amino acids)
Source: RefSeq, a predicted model, not a curated record
AUGGCUUGGGUCUUGUGCCGACGAGAAGUUCCGUAUCAUCCACCACCAAAUUCCCUACCUCGCAUCUUAUUCAUUCGUUCGGUUGCGUCGGGGUUCGGCUUGGCUAAUAUCAGGGUGGCUUAG